GUGUCGAACUCUGCUUUAACGUCCGAUUCUCCAGAAACUUCUCCUCAGACAAAUCACAGUCUCACAUUUCACUUUCUAUAUAACAACCACCUUCUUUCUCCCAACGCCAUUUGGUUCUAAAACAAAUAACUAGCGUUAAUUCUCAUCAUUCUCCAUAUUCACAAAUUUCGAGUUCUCUCCGUUCACCUUCAACUAUGACGUCCUACUCACGAAGAUCAAGGUAUUCGCCCUCUCCAUCUCCCUCACCCUCGCCAUACAGGCGUUACGGUAGGUCUUUGUCCAGGUCUUUCUCGAGGUCCAGAUCCAGAAGCCGUUUGAGGAGUGUAUCGCCAGAUGCUGAAAAUCCGGGAAACAAUUUGUAUGUGACAGGACUGUCUCCUAGGAUCACCAAGAGAGAACUGGAGAAGCAUUUUGCUGCUGAGGGAAAAGUGAUAGAUGUUCAUCUGGUUGUUGAUCCAUGGACAAGGGAAUCCCGUGGUUUUGGAUUUGUGACAAUGGAUACUCUAGAAGAAGCUGAUCGAUGUGUGAAGUAUCUGGAUCGCUCUGUACUUGAAGGGCGUGUUAUCAUGGUGGAGAAGGCUAGAAGACGACGUGGUCGAACCCCAACACCUGGGAAAUAUCUAGGUCUCAGGACUAUUCGAGGACGGCGUCGUUCUUCAAGCUACUCUCCUCGACGUUCUCCUAGCUAUUCUCCAUAUAGAAGAAGCUACAGUCGAUCACCUUCUGAUCGUAGUAGAAGUCGCUCUUACUCUCCUGACUAUAGGCGGAGGAAGUCCCACUCUCCUGAAUACAGGCGAAGGAGGGCAUACUCGCCAUACUCUAGCAGACACAGAUCAUACUAUCAUUAUGACCGACACAGGUCAUAUUCCCGGUCUCGCUCUCCUUACAGCAUGUCUCCUGUCAGCACGCGUGACCGAUCACACUCUCCCUACAACUCCAGAUAUGACUCACCUGAUGAUAGCUACUACAAAAGGUACCGUUACAGGUCAGUUUCCCGAAGUGUCUCACCCAAGCCAAGGAGGUCAAGGAGGAGGAGUUACUCAAGAAGUGCCUCUCCUGUUCGAAGUGUCUCCCCCAGGCCAAGGAAGAGAUCAGGAAGGAGUCAUUCAAGAAGCUCUAGAAGAAAUGGUGGUUAUUCCAAACUUUAUCAUUCUCGAUCAAGAAGUUCAAGUGUAAGGGCGAGUUCUAGAUCGUUUUCAAGGUCCAAUACUCCCGGAUCUACUUCUCCUUCAAAUUGAACAACUAGUCUGUCCUAGAUUGGCUUUAAUAGUAGUCUUAUUGGCGUAGAAGCAUAUAUAGAGUAGUAGGUGGAGUUCUUAGGAGUUCUUAGUUCUAGUUUUGUCCAGGACUUGUAUUGAGACACCUAAUGUCAUGUUAUAUAUACCGUUGGUACUUGAAUUACUUUUCCAUGCUCUAAACCAAUCAUUGCAGGACUUGUAUUGAGACACCUAAUGUCAUGUUAUAUAUACCGUUGGUACUUGAAUUA
Lathyrus oleraceus (garden pea) is the source of this 1486-nucleotide messenger RNA. Its product is annotated as serine/arginine-rich splicing factor SR45a. Gene Ontology annotation, molecular function: RNA binding. Lineage: Eukaryota; Viridiplantae; Streptophyta; Magnoliopsida; Fabales; Fabaceae. The transcript is spliced from 7 exons. The record is from RefSeq and is a predicted model, not a curated record. The coding region runs from base 195 to 1238 and encodes 347 amino acids.